UCUUUUGUGCUCAAACUAGGACAGGGGCGUAAAUAGGGUUCGUGGCUAUAGAAGAUCUUCAGAGCAGAGCAGAGAGAAGAGUUGAGGCAGUUCAAGAUGAGAGAACAAACUGAACAGGGACUUAAGGGACCUGUUGGUGAGGUGAAGUGAGAGAGAAAGCAGAUGGAGGUGGUAAAAGGGGUAAAGACCCUUCCAGGUACCGGUAGUCCGGAGCAGAUCCGUCCGGAAGUGAGAUGGACUAGGGCAGCAGCGAAGGGGAGGCUGCAGCCAGGAUGGUCGCCUCCCGCCUUCCCUGCUCAACACCGGUUGCGGACAUGCUGACCUCGCAGUGGUACAACCAGGCCGUGUCCCAAGCGGGUGACAGACUGGAGGCAUCUGUCCCGGACGGCUCCUGCGUCUGCUCAGAGUCCGCCCCGCCCUCCUGCUUGCUGCCUGGCCGUGGGGUACGGAGCAAGGCGGGGUGGGGCGGGGACCGCCGCUCUUCCAGGCACGUGGGCCCCUGCGCCGCUGGGCAUAGGACUUGGGAACCAGGAAUCGCGACUGUGGCUUUUGAAGGGGACCAGCGCAUCGCGGAGGUGAGGUGGGCAGCCUAGAGGGGAACGGAAGCCGGAGAGGUCGCCGCCGGGUGUGGCCUGGGAACUGGCACUACAGUCGACUCAGCGCCGGACAGGAGAGCUCAUUACGUGACUGUCCCGUGGGCCCUGGCUCCCAGCCCCGAUAUUGAACAAAACUGGAUGGUGAGAGCCGGCUGAGCUGCCGGUACUCUAUUGAACUUUAUCUCCUCUGGAUCUUGGAGCCCUCCAGGCAGCUGCUUGCCCUGAAAAAUGCUGGAGGCGGGGCAUAGCCCCAGGCCCAGAAACCUGUUCUUCCUGUUUGCUGCUUUGGUCCCAGCGGCUGGUCCAGGCCUGAGCAUUUAUGAGUGAAGAACUGGAGCCCACACUGAGCAUCCUCACUGCACCAAGAGCAAGACUGGUCAAGUCCAGCCGGGUGUGGGAGGCAGGUCCCCCGGCUGGGAGGCUGGGCAUUUUUGUGUGUGUGUGCACUGAAUUCUGCUUGCAUCAUUGGGAUCCGAGGCAGGGACUGUGUUCUGCUCCUUUAUCCCAGGUUCUGCAACCAGACAACCCUCAGUGUCAAGCCUAGUUUUUCCAGUUCCUUCCAGUAUAACCAAAACAGAUAGCUUAACCUCUACGUAGGUAUUUACCAGGUACUGAAUGCCGCCUUGCGGGAGCUGCUUAAACCUGAUCAGAUUCCCACUGAAUGGGAAGGUAGCGGAGAGGGGCUGCAUGCUGAGGAACUGAUUAGACUGAGCCAGAGGUGGAUCAGGGGCAAUGGCAGCAGACGUGGACUCCUGGAAUAGCACCAUCAACGGCACCUGGGAGGGGGAUGAACUGGGCUACAAGUGCCGCUUCAACGAGGACUUCAAGUACGUGCUGCUGCCCAUGUCCUACGGCGUGGUGUGUGUGCUCGGGUUGUGCCUCAACGUUGUGGCUCUUUACAUCUUCCUGUGCCGCCUCAAGACCUGGAACGCCUCCACCACGUACAUGUUCCACCUGGCGGUUUCUGACUCUCUUUACGCAGCCUCUCUGCCACUGCUGGUUUAUUACUAUGCCCGGGGGGACCACUGGCCAUUCAGCACAGUGCUCUGCAAGCUGGUACGUUUCCUCUUCUACACCAACCUCUACUGUAGCAUCCUCUUUCUCACCUGCAUCAGUGUGCACCGGUGCCUGGGUGUCUUGCGUCCUCUGCACUCCUUGCGCUGGGGCCGUGCCCGCUAUGCCCGCCGCGUGGCUGCAGUGGUGUGGAUUCUGGUGCUGGCCUGCCAGGCACCCGUGCUCUACUUUGUCACCACCAGUGUACGGGGGACCCGCAUCACUUGCCAUGACACCUCGGCCCGAGAGCUCUUCAGCCAUUUUGUGGCCUACAGCUCCGUCAUGUUGAGUCUCCUCUUCGCUCUGCCCUUUUCCAUCAUCCUUGUCUGUUACGUACUCAUGGCCCGGCGGCUGCUCAAACCGGCUUAUGGGACCACAGGUCUGCCUCGGGCCAAGCGCAAAUCGGUGCGCACCAUUGCCCUGGUGCUGGCCGUCUUUGCCCUCUGCUUCCUGCCUUUCCAUGUCACCCGCACCCUCUACUACUCCUUCCGAUCACUUGACCUCAGUUGCCACACGCUCAAUGCCAUCAACAUGGCAUACAAGAUCACCCGGCCAUUGGCCAGCGCCAACAGUUGCCUUGAUCCUGUGCUCUACUUCCUGGCAGGGCAGAGACUUGUCCGUUUUGCCCGAGAUGCCAAGCCACCCACAGAACCCAUCCCCCGUCCCCAGGCUCGUCGCAGGCUGGGCCUGCAAAGGUCUCACAGAACUGACACAGCCAGGAAAGAUGUGUCGAUCAGCAGUGAUGACUCAAGACGGACAGAGUCCACUCCAGCUGGGGACGAAACUAAGGACAUUCGACUAUAGGUCAGAGCCCUCAGGCAUGCUCUAGUUCAUGUGGAAGCUGUAAGGAACCAAGGCUUGUUCAAAUGGGCCGAUGUCCUCCGAUGCGGAUCAUAGCAAUUCUCAUUUGGCAACAGCUCAGAAUACUCAUCCUGUGGUUCCAACAGUAACAGGACCCCAAAGUCCCCAAUCAUUUAUCUAUGUGAGUUGGGAAAUCAUACUUUAAGAAAGGCAUUGACACCUGACUCCCAUGCAGACAGCUGCCAUCCCUGCCAAGGCUGGGGUUCAGGAAGGCUGUUUCAGCCUCAUACAUCCAAGGGAGGAGCAAGCCCAGAGAAGACACAGCAGAAUCCAGGCUAGCUACCUGAAAUAGGAAUGGGAUUACAAGGUGACUAGUGGACUCUUGUAAGUGAGCAGUGCUGAGUCCCCAUCGUCACUUGGGAUGGAAUUGGGCACUCCAGUGGAUUCGGCUCAAAGGCUUGACCCUCAGGCCAAGAGACAAACACCUGAGGACUGAUUUCAGAUCCAUCUGGAGGCUCCCCUGGGCCGGAAGCCGGAUAGAAAUCAUAACUUAUAUCAAAGAUUGUGCCGCCUGUCGGGCAGUGCUCCUCCGCAUGGUCAGAGGACAGGGCCUGGCCGGGGCAGUGUUCGUCACCUAUGCAAAGGAAAAGGCCAGUUAUUUCUGACUACUGUCUCCCGGAAGUCUCUAUCAGGGAUCCCUCUUCAGACCCCCAGGUCAACCCCACUUCUAAGCCACCUGUCUUCUGUAUUAUACUAUGCCAAGCACAGAGAAGCGUCAAGUAGGAGUCUAGUUCUUGGGGUUUCUCAGUUCACAUAACUUCACAUGUGCCGGUGAAUGUCAAACCAUUUAACUGAACUGGGAGGGAGACCUUUAUUUAUAGCACUGACAAUUGCUGUGGGGCAAAUAGCACCACCAUGGCCAAUCAAAUUUCAAACUUCCAAUUGCCAAUACAAUGGCAGCCUCUGCAAAAUUCGUAAAAAUCAA
This is a messenger RNA of Myodes glareolus (Bank vole), 3435 nucleotides long. The record is from RefSeq and is a predicted model, not a curated record. NCBI's taxonomy places the organism in Eukaryota, Metazoa, Chordata, Mammalia, Rodentia, Cricetidae.